AUGUCCAACGACGAGCACGGUGCGCCACCUGUUGAUGAACUUCCUACUUCGGAGGGCUUGGGCAGCAAACGAAGAAUCGCACACCUGGAGGAGAAACUAUUGGCUCUCGAAUCUGGGCGCGCUGCUAAAGAAAGCCUUGAGGAUCUAGUUGCCGAAAAUGACUGGAGGUAUGACGUUGAAGAGGAUGCAGAAAAUACCACUGAUCAAAAUCGCUUACAGAUAGGCUACAUGAUGUUCACGAAUACCAUGUGGUGGUUUAAGAAGGCCAUGGAGAUGGAGUAUGAAGAGUUACUUUGUCCUUCGGAACUUGAUUGGAACAAUCCAAUUGUAAAGGCAGGCAUUCGAGAUCGUGCAGAUGGCUACAUUGUAACUGACCUCUCCUUUCUGGCAUUUUUUUAUGCAAAAUACACUGCGAAACCUGACGAUCUGGAGGAGGGGCUAUUCAAGGGGAAAAUCCUUAUUCAGGCAUACAAAGCAGUAUUUAUGUCGCCUUCCUCGGCUAAAGACGUCGAUGGCAAUGGCAAUGGGAUUGACAUCAUUCAAAAUAACCGAUGCGCUAGGAAAUCCUUUGAUGGACUCAAGGUCAAGAAACACGUAGUGCAGAUCAUCAAUAUGGUGAAAGUUACCCCUCAGUCAAUUGCAUACAUAGUUUGCCAAGUCCAGUUUGCGCUCUCUUCCAUCACUUCCUGGCAGUCAGUUGACGGAGACUUCGACUAUGUCCAAUUUUGGCAGACUGUUGUCGACUUCUUCAAAAGGCCUCCCAGUUGA
Molecule: messenger RNA, 768 nt
Organism: Suillus bovinus
Lineage: Eukaryota; Fungi; Basidiomycota; Agaricomycetes; Boletales; Suillaceae
Exons: 8
Coding region: 1-768 (255 amino acids)
Source: RefSeq, a predicted model, not a curated record